Beauveria bassiana ARSEF 2860 is the source of this 1761-nucleotide messenger RNA. RefSeq names its product retrograde regulation protein. The coding region runs from base 1 to 1761 and encodes 586 amino acids. NCBI's taxonomy places the organism in Eukaryota, Fungi, Ascomycota, Sordariomycetes, Hypocreales, Cordycipitaceae. The transcript is spliced from 2 exons. The record is from RefSeq and is a predicted model, not a curated record. Gene Ontology annotation, biological process: regulation of transcription by RNA polymerase II.
AUGGCAGCCACCGACAUUGUCACCAUCGACAACCUGUCGACAAAACUGCCGCAAUGGCGUCCUGACGCAGCCAACCACCUAUACGCCAUCGUAGACAUGGGAAGCAACGGCAUCCGCUUUUCCAUCACCUCGCUGGCCCCUCCAUUCUCAAGGCUGCUGAACCCUCUCUUCUCCACGCGCGCCUCCAUCUCGCUAUUUGACGCGCUCAAGCCUUCUUCUUCCGGCGGACUUGAAUUUCCUCAGCAGACCGUCGUCGACGUGGCUGAGGCAGUGGCGAGCUUCCACCGCGUCGCUGUCGCGUACGGCGUACCGCCGUCACAAAUGUUCAUCUUCGCUACCGAAGCCAUGCGCCGCGCCGACAACGCUGGCGACGUUCUUGACGCCAUCAGCGCCGCCACUGACGGGCUCGGCGUGCUGAUCCUUGCCCCUGAAGUCGAGACCCUCUGCGGCGCCGUCAUGGGCACCCGCAGCAGCCUCGUCGGCGUACCCGGCGGGGCCCUCUUCCUCGACCUCGGCGGCGGCAGCGUCCAGAUGACGUGGGUCGACACCGCGACCCCCGACUACAUGGUCGAGGCGGCUAUCGCAGGCUCCAGCAUGCCGUACGGCGCGGCCAAGUUGCUUCGCGUCCUCGAGCAGCAGUCGGCGGCAACGCAAGAGGUCGAGAUUGACACACUUCGGACGGGCAUCCAGGCCGCGUACCAUGGCCUCUGCGCCAGGUUUCCCGCACUUCAGGCUAUCAGGGAGGCGUAUGAGAGGGGCGACGAGGCCACUGUCGAUGUGUACAUGUGCGGUGGCGGUUUCCGGGGCUACGGUACCAUGCUCAUGCACGACGAUGCCAUCAAGCCCUACCCCAUUCCCUCCAUAUCCACGUACACCGUCGAAGGUACCAAGUUCAAGGAGACACAGCGUAUGCUGAGCAUCAAUACCGAGUACGAUGGAAAGAUUUACGGAUUGUCGAAGCGUCGCCGCAAGCAGUUUCCAGCCAUCGUUCAUGUCGUGGAGGCCUUCGUCAGCGCAGUCCCCAACAUUGGCCGCGUCACGUUCAGUGGAGGCUCCAACCGCCAAGGUGCUUUGCAGAUGAUGCUGCCGCCCGAGAUUCGGGAGAGUAAUCCGUUGCAAGUACUAGCCAAUAUCGCUCCCACCGACAAGCCCAUCUUUGAUGCUGGCCUGGACCUACUUCUGUCCAGCCUGCCGGAUCCAUCCAUCGUUUCUAGAAUGCCUACCAUCCUGGCGCCAGGCCUCGGAUAUCUCUUCAUCAAGGAACUGUGGACGCGAGCCGGCCACGAAGCAGACACCAACGCCUCCAUCUCCCUUCACACGUCCAUUAUUCGAGAUCCGGGAUGCCCUGGUUUAACGCAUCUGUCGCGCGCUCUGCUUGGAAUCGCGCUUGCGACGAGAUGGGGCUCGUUCCUUUCGCCGGCCGACGCACAGCUCGAGAAAGGCCUCAUCGCCAUCAUCAAACGAUACGGCGCCGAGACUCUCUUCUGGACAAGGUAUCUGGGUGCUAUCGCCGGCGUAAUCGCCGAGAUCUUGCCAUUCUCGCCGGCCUCCGCCGAGGAACUCGAGCGAGCAGUGUCAUUCAAAUCAGAAAUCGUGCAGAAAGAGUACAGCCGCGUCGUCAAAUUAUCCAUCGGCAUUGCCAGUGACCUUGCACGUCGCCUGGACGAAGAAGCUCUCAUCGACCACAUUAAAUCGGCCACCAAAAAUAUGGGAGAGGAAAGUCCGAAAAAGGUCUCCGUCGCGAUUUACAAGCGCGAGUGA